Messenger RNA from Stegostoma tigrinum, 15133 nucleotides. RefSeq names its product regulatory factor X, 1a (influences HLA class II expression) (gene rfx1a). Gene Ontology annotation, biological process: regulation of transcription by RNA polymerase II. NCBI's taxonomy places the organism in Eukaryota, Metazoa, Chordata, Chondrichthyes, Orectolobiformes, Stegostomatidae. Gene Ontology annotation, cellular component: nucleus. The coding region runs from base 130 to 2724 and encodes 864 amino acids. The transcript is spliced from 19 exons. Gene Ontology annotation, molecular function: RNA polymerase II cis-regulatory region sequence-specific DNA binding; DNA-binding transcription factor activity, RNA polymerase II-specific. The record is from RefSeq and is a predicted model, not a curated record.
UGUUGCCUUGAGGACGAGCGCCAUAGUCACCGUAGUCCUGGCGACUGUUACCCCGUCAAACAACAACUUACGCCACAAAGUGGGAAAAGUGGAGAGUGCCAUUUAAGACUACCACCUGCAGGGGUUGGUAUGGCAACACAGGCCUACGUUACAGAACUCCCACCAGCUCAACAACAGCCUCAACAGCAGCAGCAACAGCCGCAGUCGCAACAGCAGCAACAACCAACUCAACAACAGUAUGUCACAGACUUGCAGACUGCUGCACAACCAUCACAACAACAGCAGCAACAACCACCAUCAUCCCAAAAACAAUAUGUCAGUGAGCUACAGGUAUCGCAGCAGCAACAACAACAGCCUUCUGCUCAGUUGUCACCAGUAACAGCACCACAACAGUACAUUGUGGUUACAGUGUCAGAAGCAAACAUGAGGCCAACCGAGACAGCUUCAGAAUCCAGCUCCUCUUCAGCUGGUGCACAGUCUGGAGUGCCGACACAGGUGGUACAGCAGGUUCAGGCAUCGCAGCAGAGGCUUCUAGUACAGAAUGCUGUGCAGUCGAAAGUGGACCAGUUCCCGCAGCUCCAGCUGCCGGGAGUCCAGCAGGUAGCAGUAAUGCAUCAGAGGUCUGUUGUGCAAACAACACCACAGGCUGCUAAAACUAGCCAAGUUCAGCAGUUAUCAGUACAAGCACUUCAGCAAGUUCAUGUUUCUCAGGAGGUUCAGCAGUUACAACAGGUCCCAGUGCAGCCGGUUCAGCAUGUCUACUCGAACCAAGUGCAGUAUGUAGAAGGGGGUGAUGCCAGCUAUACAGGAAGCACAAUACGUUCAAACACCUACCCUUACUCAGAAACUCAGCUGUACAACCAGAACACAAGCGGGAGUUACUAUGAAUCUCAGGGGACACCAAACCAGGUUGCUACGCCGGUGACUUCGCAGAACGUGGUCAGUAGUGGAACGGUGCCAAUGUAUGUCACGGGAGGGCAGAUUGUGGCCAACCCAGGAGGAGGGACCUAUGUCAUCCAGGGAGGUUACAUGCUGGGGAGCUCCAGUCAGUCUUACAGUCACACCAUGCGUGCCUCUCCAGCCACAGUUCAGUGGUUAUUAGAUAACUAUGAAACUGCAGAAGGAGUGAGUUUGCCUCGAAGCACUCUAUACUGUCACUACCUGCUACACUGCCAGGAGCAGAAACUGGAGCCUGUAAAUGCUGCCUCAUUUGGCAAACUGAUACGAUCAGUGUUCAUGGGACUCCGAACCCGGAGACUUGGCACACGGGGAAAUUCAAAGUAUCACUAUUAUGGGCUUCGCAUUAAAGCAAACUCGCCAUUAAUUCGACUGAUAGAAGAUCAACAACACCUGGCCAUAAGGCAACAGCCGUUCACACAGAAACAGAGUCCGUUUUCUCCUUCAUGCUACAGACUCAAGCCAAUCCAGAAGGUGGAGGGGAUGACAAAUGGUAUGGGAGUUGGGCAGCAACAGGGUGGUGGCCUGUCAGACAUCAGCGCGCAGGUCCAGCAGUAUCAGCAAUUCUUGGAUGCUUCUCGGGCUCUACCAGAAUUUGUUGAAAUAGACUUGCAGGGAAAAACAUUGCCAGAUGGUAUCACUAUGGAACACAUCAAGGCUUUCCAGCUACUCUAUCGGGAGCACUGUGAGGCUAUUCUGGAUGUGAUGGUGAACCUACAGUUUACUCUGGUUGAAACUUUGUGGAAGACAUUUUGGCGAUACAACACUUCCCAGUCCAGUGAUGGCUCAGGGUUGUCAGUUCAUGAUGAAUCUGAGAAGCGCCUCCCUAAGUCAUGCCUGGUUGUCCUCUGUAAGUAUGAGCCAUCUCUGAAGUGGACGAAAUACUGUGAUAACAUGCUUUACCAAGGCCUGGUGGAGAUCCUUAUCCCAGAUGUCUUACGACCUAUCCCGAGUGCCUUGACUCAAGCAAUUCGAAAUUUUGCAAAAAGCUUGGAAAAUUGGUUAACCAAUGCUAUGAUGAACGUUCCUGAAGAAAUGGUUCGUGUGAAGGUGGCAGCUGCAAGUGCCUUUGCACAGACUCUGAGACGUUACACAUCCUUAAAUCAUCUUGCUCAGGCAGCCCGUGCUGUGCUGCAGAAUACUGCACAGAUUAACCAGAUGCUGAGUGAUUUAAACCGAGUAGAUUUUGCAAAUGUUCAGGAACAAGCUUCAUGGGUGUGUCGUUGUGAGGAUGGGGUUGUGCAAAGGCUGGAACAGGAUUUUAAGAUGACUUUACAGCAACAGAACUCCUUAGAGCAAUGGGCAUCCUGGUUAGACAGCGUGGUAACCCAGGUCCUCAAACCAUAUCAUGGCAGUCCUAGUUUCCCCAAAGCUGCCAAACAGUUCCUGCUCAAGUGGUCCUUCUACAGUUCAAUGGUGAUUCGGGAUUUAACUUUGAGGAGUGCAGCAAGUUUUGGGUCCUUUCAUCUCAUUCGCCUCCUGUAUGAUGAAUACAUGUACUAUUUGAUAGAGCAUCGUGUGGCACAGGCAAAGGGAGAAACACCCAUUGCUGUCAUGGGUGAGUUUGCUGAUCUUGGACGGGCUUUAAACCCACUAGAUCCUGACAAAGAUGAGGAGGAGGAAGAAGAAGAAAGCGAUGAUGAUAGUCAACAAGAAAUUCCAAUGGACAAUGAACCAACAUUAGUAACAGAUGCCAUGGAGCCACCGGCCAAAUUGCCACGGACGGAUUCAAGGGGAGUGUUCGUCCAAGCACCACCAACCAACUGAGAACGAAAUGUAGGGCAAAAAAAGGAAAGCUUUUGCUUGAAUUUAGCGCAGUUCACUCACCAUCCAUGGUACUUAACUGUCAUGGCAUAGAAAGACAUUGUCUAUAGUUAUCACGAAUCUCAAACAUUUGCCAAAAUUAUUUUAGUUCAACAUUUAUUUAUAUGAGUUAUAUUAAAAAUAAAAGAAGAAAAUUUCUUUCAAAAAUUUGGGCACUAGGAGUAGAACACAUUGUAAAUUGAAUAUCUUCACACAGUCACCAAUUUAAAGCCACUCAGCUCUCAGAAUAUGUAGAAACUCAAUUUUUAUAAAACAUUCUUUGCAUUCUGCUGCUUAUAUUUUUUCUUUAAAAACCAUGGGAGCCAGGCAGGACAGUAACCUAUUGCCCAAAUACCAUGAUUUCAUCUCAUUCAGUUGCAUUUACUUUUAUUUUCAUAACCAAAACAUUGCAUCUGUGAGCUUUGUUUGCUGCCACUGGAAUACAACAAAAGGGGAAAUGAAAAGUCCCACUAGAAUUUCUAACAAAAUUUAUUUCAAAUUAAAUUAGGUCUGUUUAUAAGUGUGUUACUAAACAUUGUACAGGUAUAGGAAAUAGUGUGUUUAAUAUGUGGGCCCCUGAUUCACCUUUAGUUGAAAUAAACUCUGAAACUAACUAGACUACUGAGUCAGUUUACACACAUUAUUUUAAAUAUUUGGGUUUUAAAAGAAUUACGAGCUGUUUGAUUACGCCAGCAGCUUCAUUCAGCUAAAAUAAUCAACAAAAUUUUACUGCCAAGGAAGCGCAGAUUGAACUGGGGGCAUAACAAUGAGUUGAAUCAAAGAUUAUUCAUUCUAGAUUGACAAAUAUGAUUGUAUUUGCCCACCAAUGAACCUCUUGUAAGCCAAUCUUGGAGAAGUUCCUCUGCUUAUUUGAUGAGCAUUUGUCUUUAAUAUGUUUGUUUUAAAAGUUAAACAUACUUAUUAGGCACAUUUUGUAAGGCUGUGCAGUAGUUUGUGCAGUGGCAGCAAGUGUAACAGAACACUGACUUCACACAUUUGUGUUAUUUUUCUUUGACUUUCAAACAAGUAAGUUAGUAACUAUUUGGAUUUCACUUUACCUCUACUGCUUAUAGAAUGAAAGUUUAUUUCAACUGAAACUUAAGAAAUAUGAUGCAUUUUUCCAUGUAACUAUUAUAUCAUUUGACUCUACAUCCUUCUUAGGGUGACCCUAGUUACUGCUGAUGGGUUUGAAGAAUUGACCAUUUACAUAGAACAUAAUGAGGCACUUUCCUGAUAAGAAAUAGGGAAUUUGUUCUGAAAGAGUGUUGCACAGUCACUUUCUAUUCCUGGUGUUCCAUGGGAGUCUUAGAGAGGGCUAGAAAAUAGGGAUGUGCUCACUAGAAGUGUUAGUUAUGUUGUAUUAUCUCACAGAUUGCAAACUAAAGCUUUUUACAGGCAUUUUCUGUCCACUACAAAAUACGAUAGGAAUGAAAACAGGAAUUUAGGCGAUGGGAGAAAGAGUAUUAAGAUGUAAAUCCUUUGCCAAUAAUAUGAUUAGGCCAGUGUUCAGCAAAAUUUAACUAACACUAUCUUGCUGGUGUGUUGACAUAACUUUCAGGAACUGUCAUAUAUUGCUGCAUGAUUUGUUGACAGAGUUUAAUAAUUUAUGUUGCUAUGCAAUGUUUAAUGGAAUCUUGAAUUUCCAGAUUCAUUACUCUUGUUCUGCUCUGCAAGGAAGUCCCAUUAAAAUGUUAAAGUAAAAAUGGUAGAGCUUAGAUUGUUAGCACUUUAUUCCACGCUCUUCUCUGGUAUGGGCCUUAUAAUCUUUGCUACACUAGACUUGGUCAAUGAAUUGAAAUCAUAGAAAAUUAUUAAGAAGAACCUUGAACACAAUCAAUCCUUGUAGUACCUAUUGCAUUAAACUUGAUAAAGAUCACUGGAUGACACCAGCUAUAUUGAUAUAGAUGUGAAAUGUUUAAUUUUUCAAUUUACCUGCAGAAUAUAAUUUAGCACCAAUUUAAAGCACAAUUAUCAAACAAGGGAAAAUCUCUAUUCAAAUUCCAAAUUUAAGCUUCUGUUUUUUUAAAGAGGUUCACCUACUCUAAGCUAAAAAGUAUUCAGAAUCAGCCAUAUGUGUGAACAAGUUGUAAAACAAGAUGUGCUGGUCCAUCAGGCAUCACUUCCCCCUAUAAUAAUGAAAAAUAUGAACUUCCUAGUGAUCUAGAAAUAUUAUUAAUGGAGAAAUUGCAUUGCAAGAAACUUCUGAGCCUGUUACAUUUUGGACAACCUUGCUUUCAUUUGGAGCAAUAUCUUUGAGGAAGUUUGAAUUCCUUAUCUAAAACAAUGCUCAAUCCAACUGACCACUAAAAAUGUACUGUAAAUAACCAGUUUUAAUCUUAGGGACUCCUCCCUGUUGGUAGGAAAAAACCCGAACUAUUUAUAUUUUAAAGAAAUUUAUCCUUUUCCUUUUCAUUUUCAUUUUUCGGUUUCUGCUCUCUACUGACCCAUGUUGGAAUUUUCUAUGGUGGUGGCGGUGCUGCAAUGUCUCACUCGUGGGCAUUCUCAAUGUCUGAGCUGUUACAGUGGGUGUCAACAGGUUAUUUGACAAUUUGCAGUAUCACAAUUGAACCUGAUUCUGUCUUAACUCAUGUCCAUGCAAAUUUUACAGGAGGAGCCACUGGAUAAUAAGCUUUUUCACUUUGCAAGCCUUUCACAUGGCCUCUUCUAUCAAGGCCUGUAAUAUUGUUAUCCAUUGAUUGUUACCUUGCUUUGAAUUCUUUUAUUUCUUCACUCUUCUUUCCCUUCAUUAAAUAAGCAGUCAUGAUUUGUAUUAAUUUUGUUGCCUUACAGAAAUCUAUCUUUUAAGAGAAGCCAGAGUGUGAUUUCAUGUGAGGAUUUCCUACUUGAGAGCCCAAUGAUGUCAUGCUGCAACAGCAUUGUCUUUUAAGGAUGUAAGAAGAGCUAAAAAGAAUAAUCUGCAGGUCUUUGAAUUACUUUAUAAUUUAUGCAGAAAGAGUACAACAGUUCCCAAUGUGUUAUCCAAGAAUUUAUUUCUUGUAAAUUUAACUUUCAAUCCAAUGCUUUGCCUCACUGAGAUUGGCUUUUCACCUGGUCCAAAAUCUAAUUCUGAAAAUUACUUCUAAAUAAUGACAAAAGCAAUAUUAAAUUGGCUGCAAUUCAGGAAUGAAAGGGGGGAGAAAAAGCAAUAGGUCAAACAGCCUUAUUAGCAGAAAUGUUAAGACUGAGGCCAAUCUGACAUUGGACAAGUUAUCAGCUCAUCAAAAUGCAAAAAAUAUCCAAUCAGUACCAGGUGCAGAUGGUGUGUUGAAAUUUCUGAUGGUUAUGAUUCACUCACUGACUAAAAUGUGCUUUUAAACUGUAAAUUAUAGCCAUAUUGGUCAUGCUUCAACCAAUAGAAAAGAUUAGUAGAAAAUAGGAAACUGUUGACAUGUGCCUUGUUCAGCUGUGAUCAAGAAAUUUGUUACAAUUCCAACUAUUUCUUACUUUUCAAAUAUACACACAAUGAUGGAGGAUAUUUAAAUAUUUAAUGAAUUUAAAAAAUUCAUUAAACAACUGCUGAGCAGUUGAUCCAGCAAAUUAACUUGUUUUGGAGGUAAGGUAUAAUAUUGGACUUUAAUUAUAGUUUCUGCAACAUGACUGACUCCAGAAGGAACACAUUUGUUUAAUAGCAGACAUUGAUCCUUUUCUUCUUCGUAAUCCGCUGCCAGUUAAAUGCUCGUUCACCUGCCAACAUACAUAGUCUCCCUCCCUGCAGUACUGUCUAGUGACGUCAGCAGAAAUGAUCUGCCGAUGUACCCGUGCAUGACUCCAUUAAAAAUAACAAAGGCAGUAUUUCAGUGCAGUAUGAGCUACAGCUUUGGCUGGGCUAGUGUUGGGUGGACCUUCCCAUGUUGUAUCUAAUGCAAUCAUUAUUGGAUGAUUGAAGUAAUCUUCUAACGUGGAGAUGGAAUUUCCUCAUAAGGGAGUAAAAGCAAUUUUUUUUUUAAUGAGGCAUUGGUCAUUUUCUUCUGUUUUAACCUUAACAAUUAAACAGGAGUAGGAACCAUGACUUUUCAAUCUGUGAACCAUACCAUGAGUGUCACAAGGCCUGCUUCUGUGGCCGUGCUUUUUUGCCACAACUGAUUCAUGUGACCGUCAUAUUGACAGGUUACUGUAUCUGGGUGUUCUGAUGUUCUGUUCCUACUCCUAUGUAAUGGUCUAAUUUCAGUAUUCAAAUUUAAUAACUUAUGUUGCAGUGGAGUCGUUCUAUAUGGUAAAACUGUCUUGAACAAUAGUGGAUUUAUAUUAUCAUAGUUUGCAAUAAAUGGAAUGCGGCAACAACAGUUUAAUUUAGCAUUAUAACCAUAUGCCUCUGACUUAACUGGAAGUGGAGGAGCUAACUUUAACUAUUGUUUGUGAUGUAACAUGGGCAUUCCUGCAUGGCUACCCAUAUACACCCCACCUGAUAUUCCCUUCAUUGACUUUAAUGACCAUUGUACCCUCCACCAAUCUGAUAGCGCCAAAAGUUAGAAUCCACCCCCCAUCCCACCUGGUCUCUUUUCAAGUUGAGUCUUAUUGAUCUUGGUAAUUUAUGACGUAUAGUAUUGUUUCCAGUCCAUAUUAUCAUAGAAAAAGGCAUUGCAGAUUUUCAGAUAAAUCUAAAAUAUUUACAGCUGUAAUAAAGGAAGCCCUUGCAAUGAAAUGAUUGCCGGUUAUUCAAGUCUGUUAGUAAACUGAACCAAAGAUUUGUGUGAAAUGACUCUCGAUACAGUGCUAAACACGCUUGCCUGCUUAGUGUCAGAACUUUGACAAGGAUCUUUUGGUCCACCUGUUGAUUCUGAAGCCAUUCACAUUUAGUUAUUUUGGCUUCUAGAUUGUAUGGUGCUUCAGUUGUCAACUUGGUCAAUUAAGACUUGAAUGUAAAAUUCUAAAGCUGUAAAUACAAGACAUGAUAAUUCACUGCUGAAGAAUUUCCUCUCUUAAAGUAGAUCCAGUAAAAUGAAGGUACCUCGUAUAACAUGCAUUUUACACAAUUACAGGAUCCUACAGGAAAACAACCCAAAAAAGGUAAUUAUUCAAACUGCUCUUUAUCUAUUAAUAAAUAUAAAGUUUCCACAAGCAGUUGCUUUACUUUGUGUUAGUGAAGGAAGAAAUAGCUGUUAAUUUCACUUGUGUUGAUGUCAUUAAACUAUAUUAAAACCACACAACAGCAGGUGACCUCAUUCUCUACAAUAUGAUAUUUAAUUUGUUCCAGGAAAUUGAUAUAAAGAUAUUAAAUUCUGUUAGACAUGCUCUUUCUAUUUUUAAUCAAACGAUGAUUCUUGGCAAGGCUGAGGUAUAAAGUAACAGAUCAAAUUUCAUAUUUUAUUCUGGGAUUCUAUUAAAAACAUGAAGUAAAGGUUGGUGAGGGAAAAAGUGUUGUAAAAAGACUGGAUUUCCCUUUAACCUAAUGAAAAAGAAGUGCAAUAAGGUUUAAGUGGCAGGGAGCUUUCUGAUAUAAUCAGAUGUUUUUGGUAGUAUAAAAAAGUGACCAAUAUAUAUUUUUUAAAAUCUUCUUUAAAUUUUAUCUUUGGUAGAGUUUAAUUUCAAAAAAGUGAGUUUUAUUAUAGAUCACAAUAUUUUCAGAAAGUAGUUAAGCCCAAUUAAUUUUGGUUCUAAUUCAUUUGUGUGAAGAUCUGAAAAACUAUUCAGUAUAUUAAUUUACUUUUCCAGUCUAGAUUAGUGUUCUUUCCAAAGUUUAGAUUGAAUCUAGUUGGUUUGUUUCAAUAUGAUGAUGUAAAUCAUCUGGAAAACUCCCUAGUAAGCACAAGGUUAUUUGACUAGAAUUUUCUAUAAUCUUGUCAUAUCUGAAGAAGCCAAUGUGAAUCCAAAGCCAGACUCUCAAACAAAAGCUGAGGAGUUAAGUGGAUCAACAAUUGGCCAUUCAGGUUUCUGUCAAUGAAUUCAAAAUAGAGUUUCCUUAAACCUCUUGUGACUGAUAGUUUUAUUUUGUACGUUUGUUUUGUUCUUUUCCAAGUGCGAUUAAACAGGUUUAUUCUCUGUUUCAAUAAUAUCCAUUUAGCACUGACUAAUUCAUUAAUAAUUACUAACAGUUAGACUUUCAGGUGUACAUGUACAAGAUCUGAGAACUUGGCCUGCCUCAACAAGAGGGGGGUGAAAAAGGAUCAGAAACUUUCUAUUAAACUUUGUUAUAAAACCACAUGGUAGCUAUUAGGGAGCUUUUGUUCAUAAGUGUACAAAUUGAAUGAUAAUUGACCAUUGUGGGCCAGAUGACAACAUUCAAAUAGGCCUGCUGAGAUCUUUGAAGCCUCCAGUUUUUGAUUGACAAGAGCAGGAGCUUUGAAGCCCACUUAUCAAAUUGUACAUGCCAUAACUAACAUUGGCCUGAUGUGUCUCUGUUUACACCUAUAUCUCUGUCUGUUGACAUAAUUAUUUUUCCAAUUUCAAAAACAAUGUUGCCCCCUCUCAUUUGCCAUUUUCCUCUUUUUCUUUCAUAGGCAACCUAUUUUUGUCUUAAAUAUAUGUGGGGUCUGGGAGAGCAAAUGUUUGUAUUCAGAUUAUCAGGCUUGGAGAACAUGUUCAUUUGAGAUCACUUAUAAGACCAAGCACAUGUUAUGCUGGAUUGAAAGGAUGAAAGAGGAAUCUGACUAAGAAAUUAGGACCCGUAUUUAUUAUCCUCUGCACACAGUCAGUUUCAUUUAGUAAUCACAGAGGAAGUAAAGUCAAAGAGCAGGUGCCGUGAAGUUUUCUGUGAAUAAAAGAAGGUCAUGCUUGUCCAGUAUCCUGCUUGAAGUUUAAAUUCCUGUAAAGAAGCAUUUGGAGACCAAGAAAAGACCCUUCCUCUUACAAGUUACAUGUACAAACUAAAAAGGCUGCCACCCACCUGAACACUCCUGCAUUAAACCUUUUCAGUCUUAAGCCAUGGUAGUGAUGUGAUCAUCCACAACUCCUCCUGCAUAUAACAUAUUAUACUACAGUUCAUUUUCAACACUUGGGUAAAGGCUGUUCAUUUCACUAUUAAGUUGGGUAUUUUGCAAUAGUUAAUCAUCAAUUAGUCACUCAAUCCUGCAGUUUUUUAAAACACUUUCUCUGAGUCUUGUGGUUGUUUCUGUUUUGAAGUCCUGCUGUUAGGACAGUGAUUUUGGUCAGGUUAUUUUCUUGGACAAGAUGCAAACCCUUAUUUUGUUGUUGUUGCUGAAUUUGAAUUUACUUUGUCUUCAAUCGUUGUUUAUAGCUGUCUCUUAAUAUCCAUACAUUUUUGCAACUAGCUUUGCUAGUAGUCUGUAUUAAUACUGUUUCCUCAUAAUGAAUUGACUUAUUUCAAUAAUGAAUUAUCUGAAGAAUUUUUAAAAAUUGAAAACAGAUAGAGAAAGAAAUGCUGCUUUCACUUUGCCCACUGCACAAAAAUACCAUACACGGAAACAGUUUGAACUCAAAAGCCAAGAACGUAAGCACUCGGGGUCAGAUAAGGACAUAAGUAAGGCACAAUAGCCACUCCUAGCCUCAAGCGCAAACCACAAUGCAUUCUGUGUGGACAUAGGGUUAAAAACAUGGUGUUAGAUCUUCUACAGUUCACAUUAAUUUCCCAAGUCUACGUCGUUAAUCCUCAGUUCCCAUCGGCCUUGGAAAUUAGUCAGAGAAAACUGCCCCUCUUUUGUAAUCAGAUAUUUUCCUACUACAAACACUUUAGGUAUCUCGGUGUGUAUGAAGUAUAACUAGUUGCAAAGUACUGAGGCAAACUCAGUAAUGCAGCUCCUGUUCGAGCAGUGAUUUCAUUUUCUCCACUAAUUGAUGUCAGUGCUAAUCACCACUAAACCAAGACCAGGUCCUUUUUUUUUCUGUGAAGCUAAUUAAUGAAUGACCAUCUCCUUUGAAAAUGGAAUUGUAGUAUCACAUUACAAUCUUUUUCUUUCUGUAAGCCCCCACCCUAGACCAGUCGAUCGUUAUUUUGAUUGAUACAGCUACUGGAGAGGAAUUAAACAUCUUGUAUCUGUCUGUUUUGGUGGUAAUAAAAUUCACUCAGAUUAAUAUGAUUUCAAUGUGGAAAUUUUAGUGUCAAGAUGCUUCACCAUCUCAGAUGAGAUGCUGUCCUGAGCCUGUUAUGUCAUAUCCAAAAUUAAAUGGAAAAAUAAUCAGUUUUCCUAAGUAGAUCAAAGAUUUUGUCUAUAUACCUGAGUAACUGUUUUCACUUCCAUCAUAAUUAUCUAAAUGCCACCCAAGUACAGUGAUUUAUGUAGUUUUUGUAAAGUAUGAUUGAUAAUUGCUGCUGUUCAUAUUCUAAUUAAAUAUGUAACUUAAACUAAACUGAAGAGAACCACAUAAGUGUAAGAUAUCUGAAAGUAAGCUGCUAAAACUCUUCCACAACCACCACUGCCCACAGCAUUUAAUUUGUUUCUCACCAGUUUCUUCGCCUUUUCCUGGAUGUGUGGACUUGAGGAUGGUGCUGAGUCUUGUGCAUAUUUAUCAUGAACGGGUUGUCACAGUACUAGUUUGUUCCAAGAUACUAUUGGUGUGGUCAUUAUUCAUGUGCACAUCUUGAUCGCAGGAGGGAAUUAAACAAAGCCCAAGCCACCUCUCAUGUGAUAUUGAAAUGUGGGCCCUGGUCUGUCUCAACAAAUCCAAGACCAUUUAAAGCUAAAGUAGUUUGAAGUCUCUAAUAAUUCAUUGAUCUUUAAUGGGUGACAAAAUUCAAAUAAAAAAUAUAUUGAGUAUGGCAGUUUGUUCCUCGUAAAUAACCACAACUUAUAACUUUAGUUGCAUUGAUGGUUGAGGUUUAAAAUGAUUUCUGAACACCAGAUAUGCAGCAAACAGACCAGUAAUGUCUCCCAAUUAAAAAUCUUGUUUCUCCUGAAAUAUCUUAUGAUUCAAAAUCAUUUCUAAUAUAGUUUACAUAUUCACAAGGAGAUUAUAUUUGGAUGUUAUUGUCUCUGUUUUCUUAGUGUGUUCACUGGACACUCAGUUCCUGAUGCCAAUCAUUAGUUUCCAAAUAACUAACUAAUUUUUCCUCCUACAGUCUCUUGGAAGGAAUCAAAAGAACUUUAAUAGGAGACUAGACAUGCUCAAUAUCUGUAGCGUGUACAAAAAAGUUGAAUUAUAUGGUCAUAUAAAUAGCAGGGCGAGAAAGCUCAGAAAUGACUUGUCAAUAAAGCUAUCUUCUUUUUGUCCAAUUCUUUGGGAGUAUUUUUCUUGUACAUUCAGUACAAACUAACCAUGAAUUUUACAGUGUCUGCUCACUCUUAUACUGGCAAUCAAUAUGUGAAUAUGUGAUUCGGGUAUUGAAUAAUUUAACAUCUCGGUGACCACCCAGAAUUGAAAUGUAAGUUGUUUGAACAUAAAAAGAAAACUGUUAACUUCCCAGGCAGAAUGAGUUUCUCAUUUGUGAUGGUGUAAGAGGUGCUUAAUUUAUAAGGGUGGCAAAUAUGUAGCUUUUCAAUGUGAGAAAGACUACCUGGAGAUCUUGCUUGCUCUGUGGGAAAGAGAAUGUGCUGAGUGUGCCUUUAAAUUAUGUGCAUUGCAGAAUACUUGCCAUAUAGUUACCAUAGGUGAUGCAAAUCGCAAGAUUAUCACAUUUAUCAUUCAAUCCAGUAACAACUGCCACCUAGCAAAAGCAAGUUCAACACCUUGAAUUCAUAUUUUAUUGCUCCCUGAUGUACACACUCCUCCAAUUUGGGCUGGCUAUCCCAAAGGGAAGGGAGUGGGAAUAAAAGCCGGUUCCUGUGGACAACCGUGAAUGAACAUUGAUGGUACAGGAAGAUCGGGUGAAUAGAAAAUAACUUUCACUGUGAUAAAAAAACACGUUAUUCUUUGAUUUUUUUUCUUCUAAAUUUUAAUUCAGUAACCCUUUAUGAAUGACGUAUUUGGUCAAUCUUGGCUGUAGUUAGCUCACAUAUUUGUGACAACAUUCUGAGUAUCAGCAUAUUGAUGAUGAGUGUCACAGCUGAUCAAGACACCUUGUGUUCAGGGUUCAGGUAAAGUUUGAGAGCAGAAAUCCUAACGGAAGGAAUAUUUUGGAUGUUAAUGUGUUAAAGCCACAGAAAGAAAUAGUUAUUUUUACUAAGUUAUUUCUAACUUGAACAAAACUGAAUGAAUGUGGCAUUUCUGAAAAAAUUGCUAAUGAACUUCUUUUAAGUUGUCAGUUUUGGUCCUGAGAUCCAAGUGCAAUAGUACACAUACCAACUGCCUAUUCUGCAUGUUACACAAGGAAACUGUCUUGCAGCUCACUUAGUUUAUUCUUGAGGUAACAAGGUGUAGAGCUGGAUGAACACAGCAGGCCAAGCAGCAUCAGAGAAGCAGGAGGGCUGACGUUUCGGGCCUAACUUAUAAUUGGUUCAGUUGUAAAAAGUAAAGUCCAUUUGUGACUGUUACGGUCAAUCGUGGGUGUGAACCAUCUUAGGCAAUAAAUGGAACUCUCCCUCCCACAGCACCCUUAAACAGUACCGUACUGAACAAAAAAAACCGAGUGGAUCCUGAAAAUAUGAAAAUGUGGCAGAAAUUGCUAGAAAUGUUCACCAGAUCAAUGUUUAUUAACCUGAAACAUUGGUGGGCCUGAUUUUUAACUAUGUUUUGAGUGAGUUAAAAUCAUUUUUUCCCCUCUGUCUAUAGAUGCUGUCUGACCUAUUGAGUAUUUCUAGCAAUUUCUGUAUUAAAAUUGUGUUCGCAUUUUGUUUUCUGAUUUCCCAGUCAACCUUUUAGAUUAUACCAAGAGUUGCAUUUCAGUAAUCUAAGAGAUGUAAACACUGUGGUACAUGCACAAAGGAUACAAUGUUGAAGUAACGUCCUGCCUUUAUCAAAGGACGACACUCUAAGUCAAUGCAAUGCUGUAGAUAACAUAGUCUAUUCCAAUUACUGCAUGAAUAAAUUUUUAUUUAGGCUAAAAAUCAAUUUUGGAAAUUACUGUAUAAGAAAAGACUUUAGCUAGAAACUUCUGUUUUUGUAGACAAUUAUUAAUCAUCCUUUUUUUCACAUCUAUUACCAUAUUACGUUGAUAUCCCCAAGUGCUUAAUACAAUUGCAUUAACACCUUUCCACAUCUUUUUUCAGUUGAGAAGACAGGAUAUGAGUCAAUCUCUUGAGUUUCACUGUGAGAACAACUAAUAUGCUAUUUGGCGACAGCCCAUCUCGUAUAAGCUUGAUUCAUCUUAUGUUCUCUCCACCAUAUGAGAUCAGAAGAUAUAGAUGCUUUUAGGAUGUACGUCAGUGACCAUGAGAUCAGAAUGAGGUGGUGUUCCUGGUCUGGAAGUACAAACAGAAUUUCCAGUGCAUUACCAGCAAAGUCAUACUAGUUCAAUGGAACCAAAUCCCAAAGAUUCCUAGCUCGGGUAUUCAUUUUUUUAAAAAAAUGUCAUAUCCCAGAUAUCUAACUCCAAUAGAAAACCACUUACAUGCAAACAAGCUCUACAUUGGGCUAAAUUUGAUUGUCUUGUAGCAACCCACUCAUAACUAGGGAAAUAUUCCACAUUGUCUGAAAAAGCUUAGGAGUAAGUAUUUUAAAAAUGGACAUCACUGCAUUUGUCUUUCUUUUUCACCAGAAAUAGCUGAUUUUAGGAAGCUCUGUUAUGAUUGAGAGGGAUCUUACCUGUGUUGUAGUCUCUCAACUUCUUUCUUCACUGCAGAACUUAACAGAUGCCUCGUAGUUCUAGUCUGUUAGAGAAUAUCUAAAAGAUAUAGCCUCAAACUAAGAUAAGUGCCUCUGUUAAACCAUCUGAAGAUAUGUUCAUGGAAAGGUGAUGAGCAGGGACAGUGUAAACAGGACCCACAUCCUUUCACAAUUUUUAAGAUGCCAAUGUAGUGAAUUGAGUUUCCUCUGCAGAUUUCUGGCUAACAUAAUCAGCCAAAUGGAAGAGCAGUUUGUUGCCUUUUGUUAAUCCUUGACAUUAAAAUCAUUUGUAGGAUUUUUCUUUCUCCUUUUCCAGAUAGAGUGUGUGAUGUGUUCAACGUAUUUUGCAGUUAAUUGAGGCACUUGUAAUAUAUUAGUUGUACCAGUUUGUAACUCAAAAUUACCUAUAGUUUUGAAAAACAAAACAAAAAUCUGUGCUUUUGUAUGUAAUUAUAAUCUUUAUUAAACGUUGUAUUAAUAUUGGGUGAGUUGUGAAAAGAAAUUGAUUAUUUGAUAUAUUUGUUUCUGAACCAUUAUGGCCUUAUUUGUUGGAACUUUUGUCUUGAGAAACAUCUGUGAUAUAUAGUUGUAUGCUGUUCUGUAUCGGAAAAGUAAAUAUUGUAUUUUGUAUAAACAAAAAAAAUGCUUAGUUUUGUUGUAAACUGGGUGCUUUGAUCAGUUUUUGCUGAGCUAUGGACCUAAAGAGAAGGAAGCAGGAUUUGGGACUGCACUGUUUAAUGUUGUAACUCAGCUUGGGGUGAUAUGUAAGCAUUUGUAAGAGUGUUGCGUCCUGGUGCAAAAGCUGUUUUCUACUUUUUGUAGUGUUUCUUUUAAAUAA